Messenger RNA from Zygotorulaspora mrakii, 2100 nucleotides. It is a transcript of the gene MSC6, whose product is annotated as Msc6p. The transcript has a single exon. NCBI's taxonomy places the organism in Eukaryota, Fungi, Ascomycota, Saccharomycetes, Saccharomycetales, Saccharomycetaceae. The record is from RefSeq and is a predicted model, not a curated record. The coding region runs from base 1 to 2100 and encodes 699 amino acids.
AUGUUAUCUCAGAGAGUAGGAGUAUCUAUGAUGUUGCCCCGCAAUCUGGCCCUACGCCAUAUCAAUCUAGUAGCGAGACGUGUGAGGCUAGUGCGUAAUCAGUCUACCGAAGUGAAUAGUACACCCACAUUUGUUCACCCGGUAUCGAGGCUCGGCAAUGAGCUGAAUGAACAAUUGAAGUCCAGCACUGGCGAUUCAAACGCGAUAUACACCUCGCUGAAGGAUGAGCUGGCCCAGCUAUCGGAGACCAUGAAAGACCCAACGCUCUUGCAGCGGUCGUUUGGGCUGAAUGGUCCAUUGGUUAGUCUGCUGAGGAAAAGCACUGCAGAAGAGGGAUCGGCAGUUGAUCCUUACCAAAUUUUGAACACGAUGUGUCAAUUCCAGGUUGCUAGGUCGCCCCAUUUCGAGAUUGUUCUUAGAUAUCUGCUGCAAAAUGGCUCUCCUCAGGAGGUCAUUGCAUUGUGGGUCAAGUAUCUCGAAACCAUUGCUGAAAAUCCAAACGCGCUGAUUCAGUCCUUCAGGAAUAGAAAUGGCAAUAAUAACUCUCAUGAGAACAGCAUUGCCUUGACCACAUUGGCGUAUCUUUCCUUGCCUGAUAAUAAGCCUGACCUGAAUAUCUUGUAUCAAAUUUUGCAACUGGACAAGGAUGCUGGGCAACAAAUUCCCUUUAGUAGAGUUAGCUUUUUGAAUGACUCCAUCUUCUCUUCGAAUCCAGACAUGAAAAAAAUCAUCGGGGAACGUUUGGACAAUAUGUUAUAUCAGUACAUUAGCACCAACAAAGAUUCCUAUUUGAGAAAACUAGACAAGACUUUACAGCCGUAUCAUUUGCAAGAUCUAUAUCAACAAUAUCGAUCGGUUAUACAAGUGAAUAGUAGUUCCAAUCCUGAGGUCUCGGCAGAUCCCGAAAUCUUGCAGAAAUUUAUGGAAAGGUUCGUAUCUUUCAAUAAGCCUAGCCAGGCCGUCAAAGUUUUCAAUGACUUCAAGACGUUAAACUCUUCGCUUUUGAGUGACAAACUUUUGCUAGCUGUCGCUGGCCUACCUGCUCCUACGAGACAACUAAAAAUGGAUAGAAUUCUAGCCAUUUGGAAUAGCGUCAUCAAACCGGCGACACCAUCUGCAUCUUCAUACGCUUGUCUCUUGGAGGCGCUCGGGAUUUCUGGGAACUUUUUCCAGUUACAAAAUAUGUGGUCGAAAGAGGUUCCAGAAAGUUUCAAGCAGGACUCUCAUUUGAGAGAAUCUUAUUUAUCCAGUUUGUUAAGGUACGAUGAUAAAGUAACAUUUAAUAAUGUAUCUGAUAAAUUACCUGAAAAAAUUGAGUCAAUCGAAUUAAUCAAUGCGGUUUUACUCAAAAUGAUAAAAGGUAAUGCACCUGCUGAAAAAUUCGAAUCCUUUUAUGCACAUCAAUUUAUGAAGUCGGAUGAUGCUGAAAAUAAAAAUUUUGAGAGAAGACCCAAUAUUGAAACUUUGGCUAUAAAAAUGUGGGCAAACUACUGUUAUGCAAAGGAUGCAUCGACUUUUGAUUUUUUGAAAAGUAUUUCCCAAACCAACAGAAAUUUACUGAAGGUAAACGCCCUCAUUGAACAGUUUAUCCAAAUAGUCCCAUCGACAGUUCCAAUCCGUGAACUCUAUAAGCAAACGAAGGACCCAUUAGAUUCAAGGAAGUAUGGGAAUUUCAUUGGGGCAGAAUUUGAAAAAUCGGAUGGUAGUUUUGAAGUUGCAGAAGAAAUAUUCAGGGAUUUCCUUAAAGGUUCAAAAGCGCAAACUAAGAAAAUCGAUAGAUUUGUAAUUGAACCUUUGAUAGCGGGGUUCUGUGAGUACUCAAUUCGUCAACACGAUAUCAGUUUUCUCCUCAAAGUUUCUACCUACGUUGCGUUCGCUUCUCAAGUUGGUUCAGAAUUGACAUAUGUUAUCACUGCCAAGAUACUACACACAAUUGCGAUUCUAUCAAGAGAGACUAAUGGAAAGUUCGAGAAGAGCGCACUUGAAUUCAUUAAUCCAUUUUUGCAAAGCUUACUUGAUGUUGAAGACUUUAACCCAAACAGCAGAGACCUAGAUUUAUUGCGGAAAAGUAACGUUACUGUGCCUAAAGAACUCUCGUAG